This is a messenger RNA of Acipenser ruthenus (sterlet), 902 nucleotides long. RefSeq names its product leukocyte cell-derived chemotaxin-2-like. The record is from RefSeq and is a predicted model, not a curated record. The transcript is spliced from 5 exons. NCBI's taxonomy places the organism in Eukaryota, Metazoa, Chordata, Actinopteri, Acipenseriformes, Acipenseridae. The coding region runs from base 123 to 713 and encodes 196 amino acids.
GUAUGUACCUACAGAACAGAAAAGGCUUGCAGUGAAUACCCUCUGCUAAACUGUGGUGCUGAAACUCAACCAGCUGCUCACUGUCAAAGUGUUUGCUGAGAAGCAGUCUGUAAGUAUUCAGGAUGAAGACUGUCAUUAUCCUGGCUGUCAUCUUUUCAACUGUGCUCUGCAGUAUGUCCUAUGCAGAUCAUGUUUGUAUGAGCCAAGGGGGCCAAUGUCAGCACACCUCCCAGUUCUGCAAAGGGACCUACAUCAGUGGACUCUGUGAGGGGCCUGCUAAACGCCAGUGCUGCCUGAAUGAGGCAGCCCUGCUGAAGUUUGGAGUCUUAUGCAAUGGCUACAGUGGGAAUGUUAAAAGGAGAUGCGACAGCUAUGGCUGUGGUAACUAUGGAGCCAAACGCGGUGGUCAUCUCCACAAAGGACUUGACAUUAAGUGUUCAGAUGGUUCCACUGUUUACGCUCCAUUUGAUGCUAAACUUAAUGGCCAGGCUAGACCCUAUGGUAAUGGAAAUCUGAUUGAUGAUGGCAUCACCCUCAGUGGCAAAGGUGUGUGUGUCAAGCUCUUCUAUGUGAAGCCCUUUAAUUACAGAGGCAAUGUGAAGAAGGGAGACAAGAUUGGAAACCUUCUCCCCAUGCAGAAGGUCUACUCAGGCAUCACCUCACACAUUCAUGUUCAGAUGUGCGACAAGUCUGACCCCACCCCCUACCUGUGAAUCCAGCAAUGACACCAGCAGAGGCCCAGUCAGCUGUCCCUUACAGCACUAACCGUCUGCACAGCAGGCAGCUUCAGCAAGAGCAAGAUGCAAUGAUUGCAAUAUGAAACCAUUUUUAUAACUCUAUUAAAUGAGCCUCUAUAGCAAUUGCAAAAAAUAAAUAAAUAAAAAAAAGGCUUGCCUGGUGAA